CCGCCCCCGCCACGUCCGUGCGGCGCCUGCGGCGGAGCCGCGCGCGCGGCAGUCGGCGACGCGGCCUCGUGCGCGGAACACCAGUUGCAGCCAUGAUGCCCGUUGCGACCGUGAUGCCUGACGACACACCAAUGUUUGACCCAAAUAUUCUGCAUGAACUUGACUGGAGUGAGAACACAACAACGUUUUCUCCUGCUAUUUCUCCUGUAGAGCCAGGAGAUGGACUAGUUUUGAGACCACUUUGCACUGCUGAUAUAAACCGAGGCUUCUUCAAGGUUCUGGGUCAGCUGACCGAAACUGGAGUUACAAGCCCAGAGCAGUUUAUCAAGGCCUUUGAGCACAUGAAGAGAUCUGGAGAUUACUACGUUACAGUUGUAGAAGACACAAACCUUGGACAGAUUGUCGCUACGGCGACACUGGUAAUAGAACAUAAGUUCACUCACUCCUGUGCAAAGAGAGGAAGGAUAGAAGAUGUCGUAGUAAGCAGGGAGUGCAGAGGAAAGCAGCUUGGUAAACUAUUAACAUCCACCCUGACGUUGCUAAGUAAGAGACUGAACUGUUACAAAAUCACUCUUGAGUGUCUACCCAAAAACGUGGAUUUCUAUAAGAAGUUUGGCUAUUCAGUAUCUGAAGAAAACUACAUGUUUCAGCGGUUCUUUAAUUAAGAACUUCCAGUCUGUCUUUUGGGGUGGUUGGUUGGUUUUUUCAAAGACUGUCGGCGGAGAAGCUUGUGUUAAAAACAUUUUUUUUCUUCAUGGAAAAUUUAUAUAGUUUAUUGCUGCAAAUAUAAUGAUCCUUAUAAAUAAUUAAUAUCAAAUGUGUAAAUCCUGGGGGGAAAAAACUAAUUACUGACCCUUGAGCAGGGUCCUCGGGGGUAGGAAAUAAGCGCUUAGAACUACUUUUUACUACUGUUGAGUCUAAGUGAAGCCCUUUUGUUCUAGCUGAGUUAUAAGGACUCUUGGUAAAGGGAUGGUUUUUAACCAAAGGUCUAUAUUUUUAUCUCAGAUUUUUUCUUGCAUUGUAUUUUUCUAAAGGUUUGUGCUUCUUUUCUUGGUAGCCAAAGUGCAGCUCAGGGGCUCAUCCUGCUGCCUGCACUCGGUUGAAGGACGCUGCAGCACUGGCACAGGGUGAGGGACACAGGACUUUGAUUUGUUGGCUUCUUUCCCCAAAAGCUGCUGGAAGUGCUGCCAGUGGGAUGGUACUGACACUUUUCUAGGCACUGUUUGCCAAAAGCCAGUUUGUUAUGAUUUGUGUAGGUAGGGGAGGAUCCUCGGGGGCUACACUUUAGCUUAUCUUCUAAAACUGCAGGGGGACUUGUCACUGCAGGGGUCCUGCACUUUAGCUGAUAACUUUUGUUUUCAGGAUAAUGACUUUUUUUUCUGACAAAAAAAAUAAAACCCACCUCCAUGAUUUGUGCCAGGGUGAAGGGAAACAGGAAUGUCUGACACAGUAAGGGGCUGUGGCCUGAGUGCUAUAGCUGUGCUGUGGGACGGGCAGCCGUGCACUCGCUGUCACCCAGCACACCAGGCACUUGACCUCUAAGGGCCAGGGAUGGGACUGACUGUGGCAAAGUCCUUCCCCUAUCCCCCCCUGAGGGACUUUUUUGCUGUUUUGGGGCAUGCCUCCUGCUGUACACAGUUGGAGAAAGGAUUUGAGCACUUUUGCCCCCAAGGAAAAGCAGCUGAGGUACGAAGCCCCAACCCUCUGAGUUUGCGUUGGAACAGUUGGGCCUUAGACAAUGUUCUCUGGUUGCAGGGUGGAGAGUGACUUUGAGGACGGGUUCUGUUUAAUGUUUCUGAUGGUACUUCACUCAAUAUUGUGUUUCCUUGGUGAUGUCUGUUUUAUUUAUUGAUUAUUUUUUUAAAAAGAGAUUUUUAAGGUGAAUAAAUGACAAGUGCUGA
Messenger RNA from Colius striatus (speckled mousebird), 1901 nucleotides. It is a transcript of the gene GNPNAT1, whose product is annotated as glucosamine-phosphate N-acetyltransferase 1. NCBI's taxonomy places the organism in Eukaryota, Metazoa, Chordata, Aves, Coliiformes, Coliidae. Gene Ontology annotation, cellular component: endoplasmic reticulum-Golgi intermediate compartment; endoplasmic reticulum; Golgi apparatus. Gene Ontology annotation, molecular function: monosaccharide binding; glucosamine 6-phosphate N-acetyltransferase activity. The transcript is spliced from 6 exons. The record is from RefSeq and is a predicted model, not a curated record. Gene Ontology annotation, biological process: UDP-N-acetylglucosamine biosynthetic process. Bases 93 to 665 code for a protein of 190 amino acids.